Molecule: messenger RNA, 6585 nt
Organism: Carcharodon carcharias (great white shark)
Lineage: Eukaryota; Metazoa; Chordata; Chondrichthyes; Lamniformes; Lamnidae
Product: glycoprotein-N-acetylgalactosamine 3-beta-galactosyltransferase 1-like
Exons: 4
Coding region: 315-1361 (348 amino acids)
Cellular component (GO): membrane
Molecular function (GO): N-acetylgalactosaminide beta-1,3-galactosyltransferase activity
Source: RefSeq, a predicted model, not a curated record
GUCAGGGGUCAGGAAGCUGCAGCUCCAGGGAAUGUGAGCAUGCGCACCCCGUACCUAUGAGGUUCCAAAUGGUGACAGUUAGAAACAGAGUCGGUUCCGGGAUUUGGAGCUGCUUGGUCGCUAUGAUUUAAGCUAUUAGAUGUUCACUAGGGUAAUAAACCGUGCCAGCAGGAAAUGAUCUGCGGCCUGUUGUAAAACCUGCUUUCCUGGAACAGGGACAAUAUUACGGAAGUACCGCGAAGCCAGGCUUUAAUCUGUCUGCGGCUUUUCACUGGCAGCUUCAGCUCGGAUUGACAGCACAUUACUGCUUGGAAAUGGCAGUGAGACGGUCUGUAAUUUCUCUGCUCAUGUUUUGUUGUGGGUUGGGAUUAGGAUUUGUCAUCUGCCAUCUAGCGAUUAGUGCAAUAAAUAAAGAAGCACCCCAGCACAACCACCUGCUUCUCAAUGACCCUCAUGGCCACUUGGAGGACUCUCACCACCACCAACCCCAUCAACAUCUUCAAGGAGAGAUGAACUUUAAUGCUGAUGUCAGUCAACAUAAAGAUGAAAACAGAAGUGUUGCGGAUGAGCUAUACAAGAGAGUACGAAUCCUCUGCUGGGUGAUGACUGGGCCUCAGAACCUAGCCACAAAGGCCAAACAUGUCAAAGCCACUUGGAGCAAAAAAUGUAACGUUGUGCUUUUCAUGAGCUCAGAAGAAGACAAAAAUUUCCCUACAGUGGGACUGGGCGUUAAAGAAGGCAGGGACCAGUUAUAUUGGAAAACUAUCAAAGCUUUUCAGUAUGUUCAUGAGCAUCACUUGAAUGAUGCUGAUUGGUUUAUGAAAGCAGAUGAUGACACUUAUGUGAUUGUUGACAAUUUGCGCUGGCUGCUUUCAAAGUACUCCCCUGAUCAGCCUAUAUUCUUUGGAAGAAAAUUUAAGCCAUAUGUUAAGCAAGGAUACAUGAGUGGUGGAGCUGGGUAUGUUUUAAGCAAGGAAGCACUGAAAAGAUUUGUUGAUGCCUUCAAGACAGGGAAAUGCACUCAUUUUACAUCUACUGAAGAUUUAGCCAUGGGGAAAUGUAUGGAAACCGUUAAUGUAGAAGCUGGUGAUUCCAGAGACACAAAUAAAAAAGAAACUUUUCAUCCUUUUCCACCGGAGCAUCAUUUGUCAAAAAGUUACCUACCCAAAACUUUCUGGUACUGGAACUAUUGUUUCUAUCCUGCUGAGGAGGGUCCUGGAUGCUGUUCUGAUCUGGCAGUGUCAUUUCACUACAUUGAUCCCAAGACCAUGUACUAUUUGGAAUACAUGACUUACCAUCUACGACCUUAUGGCUACAGGUUUAGGUAUAAUCCAGACUCCCUACCAAAGAAGCUGGAGUAAACAAAAUCAGUUCUGUACUGGUUCUGUUUCAGACAUACAGCAAUUAAAGAAGUUGUAAACAUGCAAAUGUUAGAAAUUAAUGAUGAAGACUUUGAUAAUCAUCAAAAAUGUUUUAGAACUUCUCUUCAUGCAAGUUACACUGGACCAUACAAGCCUUACAAUGCAACAGAAUUAUAUGUAAGGUUAGAAUUCACAUGAAUGGAAAUUAAUAGCUGAUGGCACCAAUCAGAUUACUUUCAAUUGUAUUUUCUGCUGGCUUGAAGUAGCUAGCAAAAAAUUUUGUAUCAUUAUAAAUAAAAGCAUUUAUAGCUCUCCCAUGGCUUAGUGGAAAAUAUACUACCUUGACUCUUGGUGUUUAGUCACAGAGUAGAAAUGUAACUAAAUUAAUUGCCAGACUUAGCUGAGUUACCUAAACUCAGCAACAGUUGAGACCACCACAGUUGGCUUCAGUUUUGCUGGGCUAGGAAGGAUUAAGAACAUUCAGAUUUUCGAUUUCUGAUCACAGUGAUUCCUGCUGGAAACAUGCACAUUGGAUGGAAAUAAGAUCAGAUAGUGACAUUUGUAGGUGAACAACUGCUCUGUGUCACACACCUAAAUGGCCAUUUGGGACAACACUGGAGAACUGCAAUAGUUUUUGGAACUGUACCCCCCGUAAGACUCAAGACAGAAGGGGUAAUGAAGGGUAGGAUAUUUGGUGGAACCAUAAAAAUUUAAUCUUUGCCAUUACAUAUGUUGUCCAGGUGGUAAUUAAUGAUCAUACAUACAUAAUUGAAGUUAAAAGUGACUUUUUGGAAGUUUGGGGGUAAAUUUAACAUCAGUGGAAAUAAAAAAUGGGGAGAAAUGUAAAAUGGGCUGCCAGUUCACUAUCACCCAUUUAUACCAUCUCACACAGUCAAGAUUAUCGCCAUAGAAUCUUGCAUUUUGCCUUUUUGUACCUGUGACAACUAGAGCUAUCCAAUUAGUUAUUCUCCUCUGCACUCUUCCUAUAGCCUUGCAAUAUUUACUUUUAUUUUUUAAAUAUUAAACCUAUAACAGGUACUGCACUCAGUUUAAAGUUGCAUUUGUGAAAUCAGUGUCUUUAGCCUGAAUAUGUUGAGGGCCACCCAGGAUUGACUUUAUAGCAUAGAAACAGGCUAUUUUGUCUGCCUAUGCAAAUUUUUCACUUCAUGAAGUAAUUUGUUCAAUCCCACAAUUUUUUCUCCAACCAUGCCCUCCUAACAUUUCUAAUGUCAAAAACCUAUCUAAUUCCCAAAGAUUUGAUGAACUCUGCUUCCAUAUGGGUUUAGAGAAUAUAAUAUUCUAACCACCUGUUUGUAAAGACAUUUUUAAAGCUCUUCAAUUUGCCUUAAACAAUGCCACACCUCAGAAAUCAUUUUUUUAAAGCAACAUGGAUUAGGCAUGCAUCUAUGUAAUCUGAAAAUACACUUUAUGACUGUUAAGUUAAAAGCUGCAGAUUUCCUACUUUUAAAUUAUACCACUACAGUUGUUGGAUUUGGUAUUGAAUCUCUAAUAAAAAAAAGAAAUUAGAUUUAGGAACAUUUGAUGACAGGGAUUAAGUUUUGUACCAGUCUGAAUAAUUCAUUGAAUAGAAAUGUUCUGGUUCUUGUUCUCUUAUCUGAAAGCAAACAAGUCUACUACCAAGCAAUUUGUAAAUAACAUGAACAUGCUUUUAACACCAAUGUCAAAGUCAUCUCACUAUGUAAGCUAAUGAUUGGAGUUGGAAAUUGGUAUUGAUUCGGAUUUUCAAUUCUCACUUGUAUAAAGGAGAGUAUUUUAUACAAAUGCACUACCUGUAUAUAGAUUCUGGGAAAAUAUUUGACUUUUCGUAUGUCUGGGUGCCCUGUUUACACAGCUCAUAUGGGGAUUAUCUCUUAAUUUUAAAUAAAUGAUUUUGUGGUUGAUUUUGUGAGAGAUGGAAAACAUGAUGUGAAAUGUUUUUGGAGUAACAGUGUAAUUGCUGUGCACUACACAUUUUAAUGGAUACAAAAAUACUCUUCUAUGCAUGCUUAUUUAAUGUUAUUGUUUGUAAAGAUGAGCUGAAUGAAUAACUUUGUUCAGUGUCACUGCACAAUUGUUAAUUAGUAGAAACUAUCCAAUAUCUACAGUAUUAACUGACCUCUUCCAUGCAUUAUUUUCCACCUGGACAAAACUAUGCCACAAGGAGGUAAAAAGCAUAAUGAACAAAUGAAAAUGAGUGCUAAACUAAUAGAUCUACAUUGCUUCACAACUCUGGCUUAAUACAAGGAACUUUACAUUUUAGUUCUGAUAUCAAAGUGUUUUAAAGCUGGCAUCAAGACAAUUUGGAAUUCCAUUUUAGUUAACCUUAAUCCUGUCCUCUUUCAAGUAUAAAUUUUUAUUCAAGUACACUUUUAACAGCUUGCUACAACAUUCCAUUAUAUCUGCCUAAUUUAUUUUGGAUAUUAAUAAAUCAGGCCAGACCAUAUGCAAACAGUACUAAUUUCCUGCUUGUCUCUGGUAAUAAGGCCAUGAAAUUAUGCUGUGAGAUAAAAGAUAUCAACGUUAAUGCAUUAAUUUAUAAUUUCUCUGGUCUUUAAAGGAGGCAGCAACACAUUGAUUUUUAAAUAUGAAUAGAAGAGAGCAGAAGAACAAAAUAUUAGUGUUGAGUCACUACCUACAGCACAAUUUCAAGACUCAAGUUCUUUUUCUUCCUUGCAGGUAGUCAGUUUGUAACCUUGUUUUCUUGCUGUAACAUAUGUUUCCAAAGAAAAAUAUUUCUGUAGUCAAAAGUACAAUGAUGGAAAUGCACAUUACAUCAUUAAGCAGUUGAAAGAGAAAGAUAAGUUAAGAUUUGCUUUAAGAUGAGUUAUGUGAUGCUAGUCUGUUUAAAAAAAGCUAUCUAGUUUACUUGAUGUUUUGACUAUUUGCUUCAAAACCUCAGGCGAACAAAGAAAAAUAGUGCAAUCAGUUGGACCGGUUUCAUGUUCCAAAUAUUGACAAAGUUUCCUCUGUAUGUGGGGCCAGUAGUUGAAAAAUAUUUUUUGAGAUGAAUUUUCAGCAUUAAAAGUACCCACCAUUAGAAAUGCAUUUUUUUAAAAAAGCAUCCACAUGAAGUUACUUAGAAUAUUUCAACUUGUGGAAAGUCUAUUUGCAUUCAUUCAAAUGCAAAGUUUUGUAUGGUGAAUGUCAUACCGUAGCUAUUUUGUGUGCAGCAUUUUCUUUAUUUAAAGGGUGAAAUAACUGGGGCAAAAUUUUUAGCGCUUGCCCGACCUGCUCGAGUGUAAAAUGAAGCGCAUUGACUUUGGGCGAAUGUCCCGACGUCAAAGCGCAGUCGCGCGAUAUUUCGUUUGGUGCGCGCGCGCCAGUGUUGGCAGCGCGCCUGCCAACAAAAGACCUGAUAAGGCCAGUAAAUUAUCAAUUAAGUUGAAUUUUUCGCUGUCUAUCUAACCUUACGGUUGGCAGGCAGGCAAAAAGGCCAAGCGGCCUUUGCACUUUUUAGGAAACCUCAUCCACAGGCGGGAUGAGAUUUCCUAAAGCAGAUAAAAAUGAAAUAAAAAUUUUAAACCUAAUUAAUAAUGAGCCUGCUCAUGUGACAGAGUCACAUAAGGGGACAUGUUUCAUGACAUUUUUCUUAUUUUUUAUGCUCCAUGCCUCGGGGUGAUUAUGAAACAUGUACUCAUGUGCAUGCACGAUCUUCGUGCUUGCCCUGCUCACACUCCUCUCCCCACCCACAUAGGCAGCGCUGAGCGCUGCCGCUUUCGCUUCACGCUGGGCGGGCCUUAAUCGGCUGGCUCGUGAAAUUGCCUUCAGGCUUCUCGACCGCCCCCACCAAGCCCACCUGACAAGGGUGAAAUUCUGCCCUAGGUAUUAAUAUGGUCUGUCAGUAGACAUUUUUUAAUGAAAACAAACCAACUUGAUCUACUAAGAUAAAAGCAAAAUACUGCAGAUGCUGGAAAUCUGAAACAACUUGACCUACUGUUUGUUUUACACUGGGGCCAAAACCCAGGUGUACAGAUUAUGCUCAUGGGAAAAAUUAUUGUAACUAAACAGGAGGAUGCAGCUAUGAUCAGAAAUUGUGGAUGUGUGUGUGUGGGUGUCUGUUACCUUUUGUAAUAAGUGUGCUUGAUGCUUUGAUCAAGACAAUUUUAUGCAUUUAAGAGUUUAUUUUUGUGUGUUCUGAAAUUUAGUAUGUUUUUUUUACAUGUGUAUAGUAGUGAAAUUUCACUAUAGUUUGAGUAAUGAUGUAAUGAAUUCCCUUUGUUAGCAUCAGCCUUUACUCUUGCAGUUGAUUUAGUUAUUCUUCUAACUUCAUUGCCAGGAAUGAUCACUGAUUGAAUUUAUUAUUGAACCAUUCCCAAUGUAGGUCUCUAUAAUUGAUAUAAUUCCAUCAGUGCCAAGUCUGCCCAUGUAUACUGUGAAACACAUUUAGUAGCUAUGGCCAGCUCUUUGAUAUUUGGUUCUACAUGCUAUCAAUGGGGAAAGUAUGGAUCAGCUGCUAACUUACUAUUGUUAGAGCCAAGUGCUGUAAUUGCGACCAUUUGGAUUUGCUAUGGAUGAGAUUUUGCUCACUAAGCCACCCAGAAAGUCCUUCAGUCACUGUCAGCAGCUAUCCAAGUUUUAGGGUUGCUUUUGUUGACUGAGGCAAGCUUAUAAUGUAAACUUGAAUUGAUCUCUACAGACGUAAAAGUUGCUGUUUAACAGCUAGUCUCCUGCUGGAAUGAACAAGAAUACUCCACAGUAUAGUUAAUAUUUUGGAUGGGAUGUUCUUUUACACUGUUUUACAUGGUUACUAAGUUUAUGGGAAAUUACUAUAAGGGCCAAGAGACACUAGUAAAUGAGUUUGUUGUGGAUUAACAAACUCAGUUUAAUGAAUUAUGAAACUCCAACUUCCUACAAAUUUAGAAUAUUGUUAUUUGAAUCACAUGUUUGUUUUUGAUUCUUAAAAGCAAAAUAAUGCCACCUAAAUACUGUCAUAAAAUGCAGUUGAUUCCUUUUGUGUUAAAAUUGGUAAUUUUUAGCUCUUGAGAUCUAGCAUGUUUCAAAUUUCUGAGGCUUUUCAAUUUUAUUUUUAAUGCUCACAUCUGUAAAGAUAAAAUAAUAUAUUGCUUUUGUCAAUCUGUUGUAAGUUGCUCAUGAAAUUUGCCACUGUCUUGAAUUUUACAUUUAUAUGUUUCCUUUCAGUGAUUACACAUUGUUUAUAAUGAACCUUUCUGUACAUCACUUUAAAUGUUAUGAUUUGAAUAAAAUGAAGUUUUAUUUCAUGAAA